UCUUUGUUGUGUAAGACAUAUUAAUGCAGCCAUUUCCUUAUUUCUGAUUGCAUUACAACCAUCUCUUUCACAAGUCUUAUUAUAGGGAGCAAAAAGGCAAGAGCAUCUUAACGAACACAUUUAAUUUGUUGUAAUUAUACUUUUUGUCUGUUUCUUUUCUUUGUUCGAUCACUGGAUAAUAAACUUAUUUGACUUACACAGUGCAUACAUUCAAUUAGGUGCAAGAAGUGACCAGACUUAUAUCAAACAUUUGUUUCGGUAAGUUCUGAUGUACAAAAAGGUGUUAUGGUGUUGAUAGUUAUAUGGAGAGAUACUUCACUGGUUUUAAAUCAUUGCAAGAAAAUCAAAGUUCACUUUAAAAUACUUGAUCAAUCAAGAGUGUACUUAAGCUAAUCGGACUUUGUGUGUUUAUACAAAGUGUUAUAAUACCAAACAAAACAUUAAAAUAAUAAAGAUAGUCUUUAAGAAAUGAAUCUCAAAAGAUUAGAGAGCUCUACAGCUGCGCUUGUGCUCAUCGUGUCCUUUCUACCAUGUUCACUUUGUCAGCCCUUCGUCAUCGGAGGCAGCAUCAACACACCUGAGGAAUACUUAAAAAAACUGUUACCGUCUGUCUACAACAUGAAACUGAUUGAUAUCAUCACCUGGAGUAUGGUGCAGGAGGACAAGGCACGUGAUCAGGAUCACACGAUAAAACAUUCGAGUCAGUCCAAUCAUAAAUUGUCGUUACAAAGCGAUCAUCAGAAUGACAUCUUGGAGGAAGAUUCAGCGACAUCUGAACACAAUAACACUAUAUUGAAUAGGAAGAAACAUCAUAGAACUCCUUUGAGGGAUUCUCAGAUUUCUAGAAUAUCUAAUACAUGCAAGUUUCAUAAUGGGCUUAAAACUUCUGUAGAAAAACUUAAUCCUCAUAUUGAUGUCACUGACACUUUCAUGUACAGUCUUGAAGACAGCGCCACUCUCCAAACCAAUAAACCCGAGGAAUGUUUCAAUAGAAGGACGACAUCCAAACACAUCAUUGAACGAUGUAACUCCGCUAUCACUCAAAGAGAUCUUGGUUCUGAGUUUUUUCCCAGAUAUCUACGUAGCAAGGGCUGUAUUCAGGGCGCCCCAAGUUAUUGUCACACGAGGACCCAAAAUGCAAGAGUGUAUAAACUAGUCAGCUGUACUAACCACCGUCCAGAUCUGAUCAAAGUCUCAAGACGUGUGCAUACUGGAUGCAUUUGUAACAAUACUGAUUAAACUUUUCUUUUCGUUACUGUCAAGUUAAGCACAGAUGGUUCUUUAUUUUGACUGAGUGUGUUUCAGUUAUAAUAAUAAAUCCCAACGGUUCCGUGUCCUCAUAUAAUUUGACGUCAAAUUAAAAAAAAACACAAAACAAAACAAGGAAUAGAAAUUCCGACAACUGGAAGCAAUUAAUCCAAUGAGAAAAACUUCACAAAUCCUAAUUGCAACAAAGUAUUACAAUAAAUGUUUUUGUUUAGUUAAAACAAUAAUAUAAGUUAAAUGCACCAGCGUCCUUCUUUGUACAAACAAAACAAAUAAAGACCUAUAUCCCGCACGAGUCUUUUCAAAUCGUAUUUAAUAAAUAAACUAGAUAAAGUCAACUCCAGGUCAGGAUGUGACGUCAUAAAAAUAAAGAACUUUUUUUUUAUAUAGAUCAUAAUGGCAUAAGUUUGUAGUAAAUUAAUUUCGAAAUGGAAAUUUCCAUUUCCCAUUCAUUUGCAUGAAUUCUAGGACACAUCUUUUGUGUUCUUUUAUUAAAACUAUAGCUGUGGUUGGCUAGUUUCUCUUCUGCUUAUGCCAGGUUUUGUAACGCUCACCCAUUAGAGUAGAGAACAUGUAUGUUUGUAAACCUUUUCAAACACAUUCUUUUGAAUUGCCUCAAACAUUGAAUUGGAAGUGAAGAUUUAUUUCAUGUAUGCCUGAACUAAUUAUUUGACUUUGAAUACCUGAAACUUAAUUUUCUUGUGCUAGCAAUAUUUGGAAUAAAAACUUAAUGAGCCAAAA
Messenger RNA from Biomphalaria glabrata, 2007 nucleotides. RefSeq lists its product as uncharacterized. The transcript is spliced from 3 exons. Lineage: Eukaryota; Metazoa; Mollusca; Gastropoda; Planorbidae. The record is from RefSeq and is a predicted model, not a curated record. Bases 469 to 1239 code for a protein of 256 amino acids.